AUGGCUGAAAGCUUAAGUGCUAUUCUCAUUAUCAAUCUUUUAUGUUUUGCUUUCUUUGCCAUUUCUACUACGGCAGCUAGAAAUGGACUGAAAAAUCCAUUAGACGCCACCACAUUAGGCAAAGAUGAUGUUUCCUUUACUGGGACUAACUUCACUUAUGUCUGUGACCCUUCUAGGUAUGCUGCCCUUGGAUUGGACAUGGCAAAUUUUUCCUUCUGGAUCCUCGAUGGGGAAGACCCAUUGAAAACACACUGGAGAAGAUCCUUCAUUGAAACACCUGGAGAAGAUCCUUUCAUCGUAGGUAGAUAUGCUUCUAGUUUUGUAAGAGGCUUACAAGAUGUGGAAGGGACUGAAAAUCACCCAGAUCCAGACUCUAGACCUCUCAAAGUUUCCUCAUGUUGCAAGCACUUUACUGCAUAUGAUCUUGAAAAUUGGAAUAACACUGAACGUUAUAUCUUUGAUGCUAGAGUGCAUGAACAAGAUAUGGUAGAAACUUUUAAUCGACCUUUCGAGAUGUGCAUUAAAGAAGGUGAUGUGAGCAGUAUUAUGUGCUCUUUCAAUCGUGUUAACGGCAUACCUGCUUGUGCUGAUCCAAAGCUCCUAAAUCAAACCAUCAGAGGAGAGUGGAAUCUUCACGGAUAUAUAGUAUCAGAUUGUGAUUCCAUCCAAGUUAUGGUUGAACGCCAUAAAUUUCUUGAUGACACCAAGGAGGAUGCAGUUGCAAGAACACUUAAAGCAGGCUUGGAUCUGGACUGUGGAGAAUACUACACCAAAAACACUGAAGCUUCAGUAAAUGAAGCUUCAGUCGGGGAAGAAGACAUAGAUAGGUCACUUAAAUAUCUCUAUGUGGUGCUUCUGAGAGUAGGGUUCUUUGAUGGAAUCCCUCAAUUUCAAUCUCUUGGCAUCAAAGACGUGUGUUCCGAACAACACAUUGAAUUAGCAGCACAAGCUGCGAGGGACGGAAUUGUCCUGCUAAAAAAUAAUGAUGAUACUUUACCCUUGAAGUCUGAUACGAUCAAAACCUUAGCUAUGGUUGGUCCACACGCUAACGCUACAAAGGCUAUGAUUGGAAAUUAUGCAGGAAUUCCGUGCCGAUAUAUCUCUCCUAUUGAUGGGUUUUCGACAUAUGCAAAAGUGAGUUAUGCAAGUGGAUGCGUCGACGUUGCUUGUAGGGAUGACAAGUUGGUAUUCCCAGCAAUGCAAGUUGCACAGGAAGCUGAUGCUACUAUAAUAUUAGCAGGUAUUGACUUGUCUGUUGAAGCCGAAACCAGAGAUCGGGAGGAUCUCCUCCUUCCUGGUUACCAAACUGAACUUAUCAACAAUGUUGCGAAUGCUGCCAAAGGUCCAGUUAUUCUCGUAAUCAUGUCAGCAGGAGGAAUAGAUAUCACUUUCGCUAAAAACAAUGUCAACAUCAAAGCCAUUUUGUGGGCUGGGUACCCUGGAGAAGAAGGUGGUCGGGCCAUUGCAGAUGUUGUUUUCGGAAAACACAAUCCUGGAGGAAGACUACCACUCACUUGGCAUCAAACAAAUUUUGUUGAUCAACUACCAAUGACAUCACUACAAUUGAGGCCAAAUGAUGAAUUAAGCUUUCCAGGUCGAACUUAUAAAUUCUUUAAUGGCUCUACAGUUUACCCAUUUGGGUAUGGACUCAGCUACACUAACUUCACUUACAAGUUAACAUCUCCAAGAACAUCAGUCAAUAUAAAACUAAACAGGUUCCAACAUUGCCAUAAUUUGAACUACAAAGAAGACACCUUCACACCUCCAUGUCCAUCGGUCCGAACUAAUGACUUAUCCUGUAAGGAAAGUUUUCAGUUCGAUAUUGAAUUGAAAAAUGUGGGAUCCAGAGAUGGAAGUGAAGUUAUGAUUGUAUACUCCAAGCCUCCGGAAGGAAUUAUAGGGGCAAAUAUUAAGCAAGUGAUUGGGUUUAAGAGGCUUUUUGUUAAAGCUAAAAGUAGUCAGAAGGUUAGUUUUGAGUUUAAUGUUUGUAAAAGCCUGCAGAUCAUAGACUACUGCUUAUAGUGUUCUAAUGCUUAUAGUGUUCUGCCAUCGGGAGGGCACACUAUCAUGAUUGGGGAUGAUGUAAUUUCUUUUCCAUUUCAAAUUAGUUUUAGUUAGGUAAUUAGUAGUGAUAAUAAAUUUGAAGUUAGGGAGAUGUUAGCUAGCAACGUAGCUAUUGUCUAAAAUUAGAAGUGAAUAAAAUUUAGUUUUGAUUUAUGAUUUUGAUAGUAAA
Messenger RNA from Jatropha curcas, 2233 nucleotides. NCBI's taxonomy places the organism in Eukaryota, Viridiplantae, Streptophyta, Magnoliopsida, Malpighiales, Euphorbiaceae. The record is from RefSeq and is a predicted model, not a curated record.